UAUGCUCGUUCGGCUCAAAUGCCGGAUCCGCGCGCUCCGAUGGGUUUCCACUAGCAGUGCCAGAUUCUUCCCUCUCACUGAGAAAGAGGAGCAGCAGAUCGAUCGGCUCGAGCGCCUGGAUCUCCGCGACGCCGUGCAGCUCCUCGAGGAUCGAUCCGUGUCACCCAGCGCCGAGGUGCUGGCCUGGUACCUCCGCCGCUGUGGGAGCGAGGCCGCCAUCGCCGAGGGCAAGCGCAUCCACUACCACAUCGUGCUGUGUGGAUUCAAGAGCAGCAGGUACCUUUGCAAUCUCCUGGUAGAGAUGUAUGGCAAGUGUGGCAGUCUCCAGGCGGCCAAGAGCAUCUUCCACAUCACACCCAGAAGGAACGUUUUCUCGUGGACUAUCAUGGUAGCAGCAUUUGCCCACAAUGGGCAUUACAUGGAUGCGCUCAAGCUCCUGGAGAUCAUGGAUCUCGAGGGGAUUUCGCCCAAUUCCAUCACCUUCAUCGAGCUCCUGGGGGCCGUGGCGGCACUGUCGUGGCUGGAUCGAGAUAUCUUCGUGGCGAACUGCCUGAUCAACAUGUAUGCCAAAUGCAGGAGCUUGGCGGACGCUUGCAGCGUGUUUGAGAGCCUCACGAGCAGGAGCGUGAUCGCCUGGACCGCCCUCGUCGCUGCCUACGCUCUCAAUGGAUUCUUCCGCGACGCGCUCAAGGUGUUCUUGCUCAUGACGCUCGACGGCGUGGAGCCGACCGAGGUAACUUUCGUCACGGUGGUGGAUGUGUGUGCCGAUAUCGCCGUGUUUGGCAUUGGCAGGGAAGUUCACGGGGUGAUCGACGCCAGGAGCGAGGCCAACGUUUGCGUGGGGAACGCUCUCAUCAACAUGUAUGGGAAGUGUGCCAGUCCCGACGACGCGAGGAAAGUUUUCGACGCGAUGGAGAGGAAGGAUAUCAUCACCUGGAACUCGAUGAUCGCGGUCUACGGACAGAACGGCUAUGGCUUCCAGGCUCUAGAGAUCUACAAACGGAUGCAAGAGAGCCGAGUUCUUCCGGAUGGCGUGACUUUCACCAGUGCCUUGGACGCCUGCUGCUGCAACUCGUCACUUCUAGCUCGAGGACAAGCGAUCCACGAUCAAGCCAUCGCCGCGGGACGUGAGAGAGAGGCAACCGUGAACUCGGCACUGAUCAACAUGUAUGGGAAGUGUGGGAGGCUGGACCUGGCGAGGAAAGUUUUCGACGAGACUGAAUCCACCAACGCAGUCUCGUGGAACACGAUGAUCAUGGUCUACGCACAGAACAGCCAUCUCAGGGAAGCUCUGGAGCUCUUCUCGGAGAUGACCAUCCUCGGGAUCACACCCGACGACAUCACUUUCAUCGGGGUGCUCUUCGCUUGCAGCCAUGCCGGGCUCGUCAAGGAUAGCUGCAAGCUCUACAGCUCCAUGAUCGGCGACUACGGCUUCAAGCCCACGUCUCUCCAGUGCGGCUGUCUCAUCGAUCUCCUGGGACGAGCCGGGUGGCUGGACGAAGCCGAGGAGUUCAUCAACUCCAUGCCAUACCAUCCGGAUCACACCAUCUGGACGAUACUCCUGGGAGCUUGCAUCACUCACGCGGACGUGGAGCGAGCAGCUCGAGCGGCGGACCGGAUCAUGGCGCUGAGACCCACGGACUCGGGAUCCUAUGUCGCUCUCUCCAACUUGUACGCUCUCGCGGAGAGGUGGGACGACAUGGCCAGGAUGAGAAAGCUCAUGGACCAGCGUGGAGUCUUCAAGAUGGCCGGGAAGAGCUCCAUCGAGAUUGGUGGAGUGCUGCACGAGUUCAUCGCUGGGGACACCUCGCACCCGCGGAAGCGUGAGAUUUACGAGGAGCUGCGGAGGAUCGAGGGGGUGAUCCGCGAGAGAGGCUACGUCCCGGAUAUCAAGGCUGUGUUGCACAACGCGGCAAGAGAGGCCAAGGAGAAGAUGUGCUGCUUCCACAGCGAGAGGCUGGCGAUUGCGUUUGGGAUGAUCUCGAGCCCGGGUGGGACUGAGCUCCGGAUCAUGAAGAACUUGCGUGUCUGCCCCGACUGUCACUCGGCUUCCAAGAUCAUCUCCAAGUUUUCGGGCAGGAAAAUCAUCGUCAGGGACGCAAAUCGCUUCCACGAGUUCCGGAAUGGAUCCUGCUCGUGUGAAGAUUAUUGGUAAGUGUCUCUUUUCUGGUAGAACACACCUCAAGAAUCAUUAAAUCUCCUUCACCAUGCGACUUGAUCUCGAGAAACACAUCUACACUGAAAGAUUGCAAAGACAGUUCUUCAUGAAUAGAUAACAAUGUAAUGUUGAUCCCAUAGUAACCAUACCUUUAAGGGGGCUUUGCACCA
Messenger RNA from Selaginella moellendorffii, 2328 nucleotides. Its product is annotated as pentatricopeptide repeat-containing protein At3g12770. The record is from RefSeq and is a predicted model, not a curated record. Lineage: Eukaryota; Viridiplantae; Streptophyta; Lycopodiopsida; Selaginellales; Selaginellaceae. Gene Ontology annotation, biological process: RNA modification. Gene Ontology annotation, molecular function: zinc ion binding; RNA binding; protein binding. The coding region runs from base 2 to 2155 and encodes 717 amino acids. The transcript has 2 exons.